AUGCCUACCAUUACCGUCGACAAGUACGCCCUUUACGAGGCCCUCGGUCAGAAGUUCACCAAGGAGGAAUUCGAGGACCUAUGUUUCGAAUUUGGAAUUGAGCUCGAUGAAGACACCGAGGAGGACGAACGCCCGGCAGGCGUGCCUCCGGAGCUGAAAAUCGAGAUACCGGCCAACCGCUACGACAUGUUGUGUUUCGAAGGCAUCCAGCUAAUGCUCAACAUUUUCCGACAAAAAUCCCCUAUCCCGAAUUACCGCGUGGUCGAGCCUAAGGAUGGCAAUGUCCAGACCUUGACGAUCAAGUCCGACACCCAGAAAGUUCGUCCCUACGCUGCCGGUGCUAUUCUGAGGAAUAUCAAUUUCACCCAGCAGAGCUACGAGUCUUUCAUUGCGCUGCAGGACAAGUUGCACAUGAAUCUAGCCCGUCAACGGACAUUGGUGGCUAUCGGAACGCACGACCUCGACACGAUCCAGGGGCCUUUUGUGUACGAUGCCCUGCCGCCAAAUGACAUCAAAUUCAAACCUUUGAACCAGCAGAAGUCGAUGACGGCUACCGAGCUCAUGGAUUUCUACGAGAAGGACAAGCAUCUCGGGAAAUACCUUCACAUCAUCAAGGACGCCCCCGUCUACCCUGUGAUGCUCGACGCAAACAACGUCGUACUGUCCAUGCCCCCAAUCAUCAACGGCGAGCACUCCAAGAUCUCGCCCAAGACGAAGAACGUCUUCAUUGAUCUCACUGCCACCGACGAGACUAAGCUGGAGAUCGUUACGAAUAUGAUGGUGACAAUGUUCUCCACGUAUUGCGCCGACGCCUUCACAAUUGAGCCAGUCAAGGUCAUCUACGAGUAUGACGACACGCGGACGCGCAAUUUCCCAGAUCUCACCCCAAAAAUAAUCGAGACAGAGGUCGACUACCUCAAGAGUUGCACAGGCCUCGACGAGACUCCAGAGCGCAUUUGUGAGUUGUUGACGAAGAUGGCCUAUACCGCCAAACCGUCCACCAAGGACAAGAACUUGAUAGAGGUCUCUGUACCACCGACAAGAGCAGAUGUGCUCCAUCAGUGCGACGUGAUGGAAGAUCUGGCCAUCUGCUACGGCUACAACAACCUUCCUAGAUCAUCACCUCACAAAUCGGCAACGGUUGGUGCAUCGACGAAAAUCCAGAAAUUGGCCGACAUUGUGCGAUUCGAAGCCGCUUUUGCAGGCUGGACGGAGGUGCUGCCACUCAUUCUCUGUUCUCAUGACGAGAACUAUACAUAUCUGAACAAGAAAGACGACGGCAAGGCAAUACGGCUUGCGAACCCAAAGACAGCAGAGUACCAAGUUGUCCGUACGUCACUUCUGCCGGGUCUUCUCAAGACAAUUCGAGAGAACAAGAGCAAGGCCUUGCCGAUCAAGAUUUUUGAAUGCUCGGACGUUGCUUUCAAGGAUGAGGCUGAAGAGCGCAAGGCCCGCAACCAGAGAAAUUUUGCGGCUGUCUUCUGCGGCAAGACGUCUGGAUUCGAAGAGGUGCACGGACUGCUGGACCGGCAGUUGCUAAUGCUGCAGACUGCUUUUCUAACACACGAAGAGGCUUUGCAAGGAAAGAGCAUUGACUUCCAAGUCGUUCAGGAGCCCUCGAAACAAGACGGUUACUGGCUUGAGCAGACUGACGAGCCCACUUUCUUCCACGGCCACGCGGCCGCUAUUUACCUGCGCCUGGAUGGAAAGACUCAGAAGAUUGGCCAGUUUGGCAUUCUUGACCCAACUGUGCUGGAGGCCUUUGAUAUCAGAUACCCCGUAUCAGCGCUGGAGUUCAAUCUAGAGGUCUUCUUGUAA
Molecule: messenger RNA, 1818 nt
Organism: Diaporthe amygdali
Lineage: Eukaryota; Fungi; Ascomycota; Sordariomycetes; Diaporthales; Diaporthaceae
Exons: 5
Coding region: 1-1818 (605 amino acids)
Biological process (GO): phenylalanyl-tRNA aminoacylation
Cellular component (GO): cytoplasm; phenylalanine-tRNA ligase complex
Molecular function (GO): RNA binding; ATP binding; phenylalanine-tRNA ligase activity
Source: RefSeq, a predicted model, not a curated record